CUUGAUCAUGUUCAGUACGAUGAUGAACUCUGCAGAGUGCAGACGUAAUGGAGUUACUACUUGCUCUGUUUUCAGAAGUUAAUUUUGCAGGCUCCGUUUCAGUUCCAGCCGAUGCAAUUGCAAUGUGGUUGCCCCUAAGUUCUUACUCGCUGUGUUCAAUUAGUUGUGGUGUCUUUCGUUGCCCUGAGAUCUUGUCUACUGUAGUCUUGAGAACAUAGCCAUUGCUCUAUAUAUGUUCUUGUCUCCCUUGCAUGCUUCUAUUGAUUGGGAACUUCUGAUCUUUUUUUUUGUCAUUGAAGAAUUAAAGCUGCAAAUGAUUACUUGCAUGCUCAGUCAAAUGUAGAUUGAGUUUUGGGUGUGAACUACCCUACUGCCUACAUAUUAUGCUUAUAUGCUUGAAGUAUUUUGUGAACAAUGGAAAAUCUAACCAGGACGCAUACAAUCUUGGUCAUCUUAGGCUUAGUUUGCGCAUAGUGUACUGUACUAUACAUAGAAUUUAUUUGUAACCACUGUGGAAAUAUAGUGACCAAUGUAGCAAAGUAGGCCGAGGGCACCCCUUUUUUCAAAAAAAAAAAAACAAAUGUAGCAAAGUUUAUAGCCAACAUACUUCUUUUUUUUCUCGAAUACGCACAAGCAUGUGUAUCAUAUAUUGAUAGAAGAAAGGGUGAAGAGACCCAUCCACAGUUUGAGUACAAUGCCAAAAGGCAAAACACACCACGCUAAUUAAUCCCUGGGAUUAGAACCACACCUACUACAAACGAGAAUGAGAGAACUUGCCUUGCCCUAUCCCUAGCCAAGAAAGCAAAGAAGACGGGGCACCGAGCAAACAUGCCGCGUCACUACCGUUGCAAGCAACAUCCAAGCCACACCGACGACUACAGAACUAACUAGAUCGACGUACCUCCCACCACUAGUGCCUAGAAGAGCCGGCUGGUGGAUGGUAGGACCUAGCUGGGCCUGAAGAAGAAGACGCGCAGGAUGCGCCGCGAUGGCAUACAUAGCGCCCUAGAGGCCCACGUCCCAAGGGGCAACCCACACCAAAAGCAAGACCCUCCAAACUCUAGCUCCGAGGACUCCGCGAGCAGCCAAGGCGGUGCCUUCAUGAAGGUACGACGCCGUGACGACGCCGCCGCCUGUUCCGGAGGGCCGGAACAAGGGUUUCCCCCGGCGCUCGAGAAGGGACAUGAUCAGGACCAUGGCAGCACCCCCAAGAAGGAAACGGCACCCACAGGCGUCGUCGCUGCCAGCAUCGGCAAGCCCUGCGGAGAUUUCGCCCCGUCCAUGAACAAAGUCCAAACCACCGGAGCCACGACCAGGGAGCAGAUUGCCGGGUGAGUUCACCGCUACAGGAAGGCGAGAGACACUCAUCAACGUUGCAGAGAGGUGACACCGGACGCCGCCGGCCUCCCCUCCACCAACAGCGACCACGACCGGCCGUCCUCAUAGUAUGAGGCGGAUCCGUCGGACCACCACCCAGAGCCGCCGCUCUGGCAUCCGGAAUCCACAGCAGGCCGCGUAGCCUACCGGAAUCCCACCGCCGGGCGCGCCGACCGUCGGACAGAGCCAACCUUGAGCAUCGCCGGCACCACGCCACCACCACCAACCAUCCUCAACCACGCCGGAGAAGGGAGCAACCCAGGCGCGCAACCACCACCGCUCGGGGCCGCCGGCCGGCGCCCGAGCCCACACCACCCGGAGGAAACCGGAUCUGGGCCGGAUGCCCGAGAUCCGUCGCCACCAGCCGCCAAGGCCGCCCCCAUGCUGCCCCUGCAGCCGUGGCGGCACAGCCACCGCCGGAGUCCCCUGGGGCCGCCGCCCCAGCAUCCCGCAUCCGCCGCGCCGUCGGACGCCCAGGGGCACCGUCGCGCCGCAGCCGGAGGCCUCCUCGCGAGGAACGGAGGCGAGCCCGCCACCGCCGUCAGCCAAGCGAGCUUCGCUCGCCGGCCUCCUCCGGCGGCGGCGGGGAGAGCAGAGGAGAGGAGAGUCGGGGGCGGCGGCGGCUAGGGUUUGCCCGAGCCGCCCCCUGGAUGCAGCGCGGGCGACGGGGAAAGGCCAACAUACUUCUUAGAAGUGCUUCGUUGGCAUGCAUUUUGUUAGAGUACACUGUAUAUACGCCGUACUACAUCUGUAUUUAGUCAACCUCUGUACGUGUGAGUGCGUGUGAUCGUGGGACACGAUCAGCAUGUAGUGGCGCACGAUCGCCUCGGCUGUGGCCUCCUGUAAUCUGUAUAUUACCCCCAGCCGAUGAGCCAAUUGAUGUGCGUUGAGUCUCAUUCCUUCUUACCUCUCAAACAUGGUAUCAGAUACCCUUGACCCGAUCAAUCCCUUUGCUCCGGUCACUGAUCCCUCUUCCGCUGCCAUGGGCGAUGCUCCUCCUCCUCCUGCACCUGACGGCUCUGCUGCUCCCGUCGCCCCUGUCCCACCUCCUCAUGUGAUCCUGCCCGCCGUGCCGGUCGCCGCUUCGCCACCAACCGCCGUCGCGCCUCCAGUCACUGCUCUCCCUUCGUCGGUCUUGCAGACGAUCGACAUCCGCAGGCACGUGCCUGUCACUCUGGAUCUCUUCGCCGGCAACUACGCGCAGUGGCGCCGUCACUUCGACACGGUCAUCGGCAUGUUCGGGCUGCGCGACCACGUCGAUGCCGACGCCGUCCAGCGCCCCGAUGAUCCCGAGUGGAUGAUGGCUGAUCAUGCCGUCCUUCACUGGCUCAACACCACUGUCGCGCCGGACCUCCUCGACGCCGUGAUGCAAAACGAAGACAUGGCGCUCACCGUGUGGGCGGCCAUCGACGGCAUCUUCCGCGACAAUCAACUUGCCCGCGCCAUCUACGUCGACGCCGAGUACCACGCCGUCGUGCAAGGCGACAUGACCAUCAUGCAGUACUGCACGAAGUUCAAGUCGUACACCGACCAGCUGCGUGAUCUCGGCCAGCCCGUGGACAACACUCAGCAACUCUUCCACCUCCUCCGCGGGCUCGGGCGCCAGUACCACGGGGCCAUCACGCACCUCACGGCGCGGACACCACUUCCCUCGUUUCUUCAGGCGCGCUCCUUCCUCCUGCUUGAGGAACUUCGUGCCGAACAGAGUGCGCGCCAGCAGGGGGCGCACGCCCUGGUCGCCGGGCGCGGCGUGGGCGUUCCCCCUCUGCCCCCAACUCCGACACCGACGCCGUCCCCGCCCACCUCCGACAACGGCGCCUCCCGUGGACGUGGCCGCCAGCGCCGCCGUGGUCGUGGUGGUGGCGGCGGCCCUCCCUCGGCUCCGCCUGGCGUCCCACGCCCGGGCGGUCUUCCUGCUCCUGCUCCGGGGUCCAACUCCUGGACUGGGCUUGUGCAAGCCUGGCCCAUGCCGUGGCGUGCUUGGCCCCCGCCCCGGCACUCCACACCAGCAGGCGAUGUUCGCUGCUCCUCAUGCUCCAGCCCCGUGCGCAUACAACUACGGCUACGGCUACUCUCCGCCACCUCCAGGCUAUGCCGCACCGCCUCCGUACGGCGCCCCUGGUGCACCGGUCGCGCCGUACCAGCCCCUGGACAUGGCCUCGCUGCAGGCUGCUCUUCACAGCGCCACCGCCGGGCCGUCUUCCUCUGGUGGUUCCUCGGACUGGUAUAUGGAUUCCGGCGCGGCGUCUCACAUGACCAACUCCCCUGGACCUUCGAACCAGGGCGGCGAUUCUCCGAUGUGACUCCCCGGGUGAUCUUUAUCCCGUCGCAGCUUCCUCCCCGACGCACUCCCCGUUCGCUGGCGUUGCUGCUGUCGACCUACUUCAUCAGCGCCUCGGGCACCCUGGUUCUGCUUCAGUUCAGCAUGUUGCUAGUCAGCUUCAGUUUAGUUUCAGCAAGUCUGCAUUACAUGUGUGUGAUGCCUGUCGCUUAGGGAAACACACUCAUUUACCUUUUCAUGAAUCCAACAGUUGUACAUACUUUCCCUUCCAAUUGUUACAUCUUGAUGUAUGGACCUCGCCUGUUGUAAGCAUCUCGGGUUAUCAGUUCUACUCAGUAAUUCUUGAUGAUUACACCCAUUUUGUGUGGA
This is a messenger RNA of Aegilops tauschii subsp. strangulata, 4027 nucleotides long. RefSeq lists its product as uncharacterized. Lineage: Eukaryota; Viridiplantae; Streptophyta; Magnoliopsida; Poales; Poaceae. The record is from RefSeq and is a predicted model, not a curated record.